This is a messenger RNA of Varroa destructor (honeybee mite), 4975 nucleotides long. Its product is annotated as coatomer subunit beta-like. Gene Ontology annotation, molecular function: structural molecule activity. Gene Ontology annotation, cellular component: cytoplasm; COPI vesicle coat. The record is from RefSeq and is a predicted model, not a curated record. Gene Ontology annotation, biological process: intracellular protein transport; endoplasmic reticulum to Golgi vesicle-mediated transport; intra-Golgi vesicle-mediated transport. Lineage: Eukaryota; Metazoa; Arthropoda; Arachnida; Mesostigmata; Varroidae.
ACCAGCUCUGCUACGGGUACUCAGUGCCUGCAGUCCACUACCUGCCUAUUCGUUUUCUGCCAUAGUUACGGCUGAUGUGUCUGCUGCGCCUUGUUGUAAAUGUACCCCAUCCUAGCUGUUGUGGGCGAUGUUCAAUUUUAAUUCGAAACAAAGCAGUCGCAGAAGCAGGUAAAAGUGCAUUCGUUACGAAGUCCGCCGCUAAACUGGCCAGAAUCAUUUUCUGCUGCUGACAAGAAAAGCUUCAGGUGUAAUAGCAAUUCGACCAGACUGAUGAGCGGAUGCACCAUCAUAGAAUUGGUUACAACAAUGGUUGUAGCAACAUUACACCGUACAAACAAUGCUGAGGUGUGAUCGAGUAUUGGCGGCUAUUCAGAAACGGAUCGAUUCGAUUUUUCGAAGGAAGAUGUAUACCCUGUGGAUAGAACAGUGAAACAAAAAUCACUGCAGCACUGCCGUUCAUACAAUUGGUCGAAAACAAAGCGCUGACGAGCAAGAAAAACGUCAAUACUGAGCCUUGUGUCAGCGAGAAACCUCAUACGAAAAACUGCCAAAUGCGUACUGUUGAUCUGCACAGAAAAUCUAGUAUCGGGAAUCAAAAUAUGGGAUGGUUGGCGCCAGACUCCCCGGUGCCAGAAGGCCCAUGCUUUACUUUGCUGGCACGUACGAACGAUCUCGGCUGCGUUAAUGAUGUUCGACUUCGUUUAGACUUGGAAAAGGGUGAUAUCGCCACAAAAAUUCGAGCACUGGAAACGCUUGUUCGGCUUUGUGUGCUCGAGCCUACGCGUCUGUCCAGUGCUGCCGGUCGACCGACCUUAAUGGCUGUAAUUCGUUUUCUACUUCCACUACAAGACCAUUCCAUAAAGCGUAUGCUUCUUCUCUUCUGGGAGGUUGUACCGAAGACAGACGGCAAGGGAGAGCUCCUGCAGGAAAUGAUCCUUGUCUGCGAUUCCUUUCGCCGGGACCUAGAGCAUCCUAAUGAGUUCAUCCGCGGAGCCACACUCCGCCUGCUGACAAAGCUACCUUGGAACGGCGAACUUUUUGAACCUCUGUAUCCCUGCGUAGCCAAGUGUCUUACGCAUCGACAUCCAUAUGUACGACGGAAUGCUGCCCUUUGUCUUUACAGUAUGGGUAGGAAGUGUCGUGAACUGCAGGUCGACGUAAUUAAUGCCCUUGACGUAUUUUUAUCAACGGAUCAAGAUCCUUCUGCAAAAAGAAACGCGUUUCUGGCCUUGUGUGAACUGAGCGAGCCUCGGGCUCUCCGUUACGUCGAAGAGACGGACUGGAGCAGCUUCGAUGCUCUUGAACGAAGCGGCAGGAAUUUGCUUCAGGGUCCCGCUAUACAGCUGAUAUAUCGAACGGGACUAAAGCAUCCACAGGAAAGUUGGAGAUUCAUUCAGUCGGUGUUUCAUCUUCUACAAAGUCCAAUUGCGUCGGUGCGCUUUGAAGCAUCCCGAGCUUUAUUUGCUUUGACAUCGGCAAGCACAGCUCUACGCACGUCAGGCCAGGCACUUGUUGAUCUAGCCAUAUCGCAAACUGAUAACACCGCCAAAAUUGUGCUCCUAGAUACGCUCGAUCAGCUGCGACGGAAACAUCCGCAGCCUCUUGAAUUUCUUGCUGUAGAUCUUAUCCGUGUAGUGGCAGGCGCUAGUGAUAUUGAAGUAUGCCGCCGUGCACUCGAGCUCGCGGUUUUGUUGACAACGGAACGUAGCGCAUCCGACCUAGUAGAAUUGCUCAAGCGGGAACUUCGACGACUUCAGACAUCACCACAUCAGCAGGCAGAUAGCGUUCAAGUUAGCGAAGCAGUACUCACUGCUCUACAGAAUUGUCUAGCAUCGUUUCCACGAACGACUCCAAGCGUUAUCACCUGUUUGACUGAAUUGGUGUCGUCCGAAAGCGAAUCUGUUUGUAUCAGCGCUGUACGGAUACUUCGUGAAACACUGAUUCGCUUUCCGGAAUAUGCACCACGGGCUGUAGGCCUCGUGUUGCAACAUUUCCCGCUAUUACGCGAGCCAGCGGCGAUACGUCACGUAAGCUGGCUUCUUGGAGAAUUCUGCGAACGUCCGGAACAUGUCAGAGAUUUCAUCGAGCAAGUCACAAACAGUUUAACCGAGCUUCCCAAAGAGGCUGCUGUCGAAAUGGAGCAACGUGAAUGUAACGGAACGGGCAGUGAUUCAGAAAACGGUACUAACAGCAAUAAAGCUUCUGGAGCAGCAAAGCUCUGUCGAAGCAGUUCGAGAACUGAUCGCGGCGCCUCUGAAAAGAAAUCUUUGCCCGUCGUAACGGCCGAUGGAACGUACGCAACCCAAUCAGCUUUUAUAAUGGCAAACUCGAUUGCCAACGGCACAUCAUCACCUUGGGGUCACAAGGUACUGCUAUCGCAUAUGAUCAAAGGAAAUUUCUUUAUCGGUACCUGUGUGUGUGGCGCCGUAACGAAAGCCGCGUGUCGAUUUGUUACGACUAAGGGAACCUCAGUCGAACAGGACACUCACGCUCUUGCUAACUUGAUCUCAGCUACUCAGAAGGAUGGACUGGUCGUUAACAGACACGAAAUCGUUGCUCGCGCAUUGCGUGUAAUCGUUUUUUGUCUGGCUCUGGCGGACUCAAGCAUGUUCAAGGGACCUGCUACAACAGACGAUCGACUUCGUAUGAUGCUAUGCAUUCGAUUGUUGUUACUAGCACAGGCCGGGGGUGACAACGUGCAUAGUGGCCUUGGUGGCGGGCAGUCGACUCGUCAAGCCCUCAACUCUUUUGUGACAUCAACUGAACGAAGGCGGGAGCUUUGUCGGCGAAAAAAAACACAAAAAUUGGGGGCCCGAGGCCCUAUGUAUCUUACUGAACAACACAAUUCAAUAAGAUCGUCUAAUGGAUACGAAGAGGCGGAUGCUCCUCUAUUAUUUGACCAGCUAUCUGGAGGCAAUCGCCUACAUGGAGGACCAAACACUAUCGACAAACAAGAUAUCUUUUCCGAAUCACUUCAGAAAGCACUGAGUGGAAACAUCUCAUCGGCUGUAAAAGACGGUGACAUUUUGGCGAACUCACUUCUAGCGAAGGUAACUCAGUUGACAGGACGAAGCGAUCCCCUCUACGCCGAGUGUUAUGUACACGUGACUGCGCACGCUAUUGACCUUGACGUCUUUGUCUUUAACCAGACAGAUGACACGCUGCAAAACUGCACUCUUGAACUAACCACCCUAGGGCGUCUAACGGGAAAACGCGACAUGAAGCUCAUAGACAGACCUGGUCCUGUAGUGAUUGGACCCCAUGACUUCGUCACUCUACGCACAACGAUCAAAGUUACCGCUACAGACAACGGGCUCAUUUUCGGAAAUAUAUCCUACGAUGUUAAGGGAUCGACAUCGGAUACUCAUGUGGUAGUCUUGAAUGAUAUCCGAAUCAACAUCGUCGACUUUUUGGUUCCUGACGAUACCUCCCAGGAAGAUUUCCGCAACACGUGGGCAGGUCUUGAAUGGGAAAACAAAGUGAUCGUUUCAUCCCCGAUCCGCGAUCUGGAUGCGUAUCUCGACCUACUUAUACGAAAGACAAAUAUGGCGUGCCUUACCCAUGGCGAUUCGAGACUCAACAGACAAACUUCGAUGUCGAAUUUCCUAAUGGCUAAUUUGUCAGCAAAGUCACUCUUCAAUGAAAACGUCUUGGCAAACGUUUGUUUGGAACGCGAUCCUAUCGAGGGUGAACUAACGGGCCAUGUUCGAGUGCGUGCAAGAUCUCAAGGGUUAGCAUGGUGCCUUGGCGACAAAAUCUCUGAGUUGCAGAAGUGCACAAAGAAUUAAACUCUACGGAAGUAAUGGAAGUGAUAGCAAUAGCGUUGGUCCUAGGAGUGUAGCCUUUGUAGAUGGGUGUUCAAGUAAAUAACCAGUCACGCGAUAUAUUACAUCAAAUAAUAAAAAGGUUGCUUUCAGGUUGAAAAGAAAGAGAUUCACAAGCGCGCAUUGUGAAUAUGUAACUGCGAGCUUUUUUCUCCAUAUUUUUCCAGCAGCUUGCUGACUACUCCGUAGAAGUUGACUCAGAAGAACUCGAAAAAGAGAUACUAGCACAACGUUAGUGAAAAAAAUAAGUCUAGACUUUAUAACGUAAACACAAAGUGGCUACGAAGAGUCUGGACAUACGAUAGCAUUUGGCAUCUUAUAUUAAUGGGUGAGAUUACGUUGACACAACGGCAUUUCCCGAUACUUGGCAGUAAAGAGCGAAUCAAUAUCCUUAGAAGUAACUGUCAACGAAGCUCAAUCAACGGAUCAAUCUCAGGAUGUCUGUUAUAAAAUUGGAUACAUAUCUGUACAGACACUAUCAUUGAGUGAAUGAUACAAUGCUUAUUAUUGUUGUUCCACAUCGGAUGUACAGACCUUUGCGGAAAGCGCGACGACUAUAACAUUUCUGUCGCUAUGUGAAAGUAUUACUUUUGAACGUGUAUCUAACCGCUUACUGUUCGCGGCUAUUCCAUUAGAUGGACAACCGCCUAUCAACAAUUACUUGUCCAAGUUGUAAUUCCAAAUGCAAUUUUUUUGUUGUGGUACACAGUUUUGUAUACAUUUACGACAAUAAAAGUUGUAAUGAGAGAACUUUGCAUUUCCGAAAAUUCUGUUAAUGGAAAAAGUGUCCGAACAAGUAAAAAGAUUUAGGACUUAUUAUUUUCAUAAUACUUUCGUAACAACCUUUCAGUGCAGUUAAUGUGUGAAACACUAUAUAUAACCUAGCGUUUUUGUUGAGUCGUGUGGCCAACAGGUUGCACUCAGCACUCCAUAAUGGAUCUGUAGAAGGUGAACGACUGCUGUAACAAGGCAAAAGUGGUUCCAUAGUGCACAUAAAUGGUGGCAAAAAUUACAGAGAAUUAAUAUAAAUAUCAACCAAUACAUAAUGAAACAUACAGACAGAGUAGACUAGAGAGAUGCUGUCAAUGGAUUAAGAUACAAGAUAUUUGUAUAUAGCGCUGAAAAUUAAUAAAUUUUUCUAUAUUCCUUGA